This is a messenger RNA of Aureobasidium namibiae CBS 147.97, 1788 nucleotides long. Its product is annotated as dihydroxy-acid dehydratase. The transcript has 2 exons. The record is from RefSeq and is a predicted model, not a curated record. Gene Ontology annotation, cellular component: mitochondrion. Gene Ontology annotation, biological process: branched-chain amino acid biosynthetic process. Gene Ontology annotation, molecular function: dihydroxy-acid dehydratase activity. Bases 1 to 1788 code for a protein of 595 amino acids. Lineage: Eukaryota; Fungi; Ascomycota; Dothideomycetes; Dothideales; Saccotheciaceae.
AUGGGCCUCGCGGGCACAACUGCGCGUAGCACCCUCUCGUCGAGACAAUAUGCCACCGGUCCUGGCCAAGACAAGAUCUUCCAACACAUCAAGCUGGACAAGGAUGCCCUCAACAAGACCAGUGCCAUCAUCACCCAGCCCAAGGCCCACGGUGCCUCGCAGGCCAUGCUGUACGCCACUGGCUUCACCGACGAGGACAUGAACAAGGCCCAGGUCGGUAUCUCGUCUGUCUGGUACUCGGGCAAUCCCUGCAACAUGCACCUGAUGGACCUCAGCCACAAGGUCAACGAGGGAGUCCAAAGAGCUGGACUCAAGGGUAUGCAGUUCAACACCAUUGGUGUCAGUGACGGCAUGUCCAACGGUACCACCGGUAUGCGCUACUCGCUGCAGUCUCGCGACAUCAUCGCAGACUCUGUCGAGACCGUCAUGGGCGGCCAGUGGUACGAUGCCAACAUCUCCCUCCCUGGUUGCGACAAGAACAUGCCCGGUGUCAUCAUGGCCAUGGGAAGAGUCAACAGACCCUCCAUCAUGGUUUACGGAGGUACCAUCGCUGCUGGAUGCGGCAAGAUGACCGACGAGAGACUCGACAUCAUCUCCGCUUUCCAGGCUUACGGCCAAUUCAUCACUGGCGAGAUCAACGAGGAUGAGCGCAAAGACAUCAUCAAGCACGCCUGCCCUGGUGGUGGCGCUUGUGGUGGCAUGUACACUGCCAACACCAUGGCUUCCGUCAUCGAGGCCAUGGGUAUGUCCCUUCCUGGUUCUUCAUCCAACCCUGCCAUGUCCAAGGCUAAGCAGCUCGAAUGUUUGGCCGCUGGUGGUGCUAUCAAGAACCUCCUCAAGGAGGACAUCCGCCCCUCCGACAUCAUGACCCGCAAGGCUUUCGAGAACGCCAUGACCGUCGUCAACAUCACCGGUGGUUCUACCAACGCCGUUCUCCACUUGAUCGCCAUGGCUCACUCCGUUGGCAUCACCCUUACCCCUGAUGAUAUGCAAGCCGUCAGUGACCGCACUCCUCUGCUUGCCGACCUCAAGCCUUCCGGCAAGUACGUCAUGGCUGAUCUCUAUGACAUUGGUGGUACUCCCGCCAUCCUCAAGUUCCUCCUGAAGGAAGGCGCCAUUGAUGGCAGUGGCAUGACCGUCACCGGUAAGACUAUGGCUGAGAACCUCGAGAAUGUUCGAGACAUGCCCGAGAGUCAGAAGAUCAUCCGUCCCUUCAGCAACCCCAUCAAGAAGACUGGUCACAUCCAGAUCCUCUACGGCAAGAUCGCCCCUGGCGGCAGUGUCGCCAAGAUCACUGGAAAGGAGGGUACUCAAUUCACCGGCAAGGCCAGAGUCUUCGACGGCGAGGAUGGUCUGAUCGAGGCCAUUGAGGGUGGCUCGUUCAAGAAGGGCGAGAAGACUGUUAUUGUCAUCCGUUACGAGGGCCCCAAGGGUGGUCCCGGUAUGGUUGAGAUGUUGAGACCUUCUUCUGCUAUCAUGGGUGCCGGUCUUGGUAACGAUGUUGCCAUGCUGACUGACGGACGCUUCAGCGGUGGUAGUCACGGUUUCCUCAUCGGUCACAUCGUCCCUGAAGCUCAGGACGGUGGUCCCAUCGCUCUCAUCAAGGACGGUGACACCAUCACCAUCGAUGCUGAGAAGAGAGUUAUCGACACUGAUGUCAGCGAGGAGGAGAUGCAGCAAAGAAAGCUUAGCUGGAAGGCACCCCCUCUCAAGUACCAGAAGGGUACCCUUUACAAGUACGCCAAGAUCGUCCAGGAUGCCAGCCAUGGUUGCAUCACGGAUGCAUGA